Molecule: messenger RNA, 468 nt
Organism: Cajanus cajan (pigeon pea)
Lineage: Eukaryota; Viridiplantae; Streptophyta; Magnoliopsida; Fabales; Fabaceae
Source: RefSeq, a predicted model, not a curated record
AUGUUGAUUGACCGUGGAGUGGUUGUGGACUGGGUGUGGUUCAAGAGGGCCUUCCUCGAGAAGUACUUCCCAGAGAGUGUCAGGCAUGCUCGGGAGGCAGAGUUUAUGAGAUUACAGGAAGGGGGAAUGUUGGUGACCGAGUACGCUGUGAAAUUUGAGCACUUGGCAUGCUUCUACACCCAAGCCACCUCUGAGGCUUGGAAGUGUAGGAAGUUUGUUGAAGGCUUGAAGUAUGAUUUGAGAAGAGUGGUGGUGCCUAUGACCAUCACGGAGUUUCCAGCCUUGGUAGAGAAGGUGAAGGUUGUAGAGCGGUUAGAGAGCGUCAGCAAGCCGGCGAAGAUUGUUGGUGGGCCAGCUGGGUCCAAGAGUGGUGGUGGUUUUCAGAGGAAGCCUUAUGAUAGGCCCCAAUCACAGCGAGGGGGUCCUGUCACAAGGAAACCUAUUGACACAGCUAGGAGUGGGGAUUAG